Micropterus dolomieu (smallmouth bass) is the source of this 1055-nucleotide messenger RNA. RefSeq names its product retinol dehydrogenase 10-like. Lineage: Eukaryota; Metazoa; Chordata; Actinopteri; Centrarchiformes; Centrarchidae. Gene Ontology annotation, cellular component: lipid droplet. The record is from RefSeq and is a predicted model, not a curated record. Bases 1 to 948 code for a protein of 315 amino acids. The transcript is spliced from 5 exons. Gene Ontology annotation, molecular function: oxidoreductase activity, acting on the CH-OH group of donors, NAD or NADP as acceptor.
AUGGUUUUUAUAGUGGAUCUGCUGAUGAUGCUCAUCCACUUAACCUACGCCAUCCUAACCGCCAUCAUACAGACUUUAUUCCGGCCGAGGCUGAAGUGCAUUGAUGGGGAGCUCUGCCUGAUAACAGGGGCCGGGGGCGCGCUGGGUCGGCUGUUCGCCCUGGAAUUUGCCAAAGAGGGAGCGCACCUCGUGCUGUGGGACUGCAACACGGCUGCCAACGAGCAGACCGCCAAGUUGGCGCGCGAGCUGGGCGUUCAGGUGCACGCGUACACAGUGGAUCUGUCCAAGCGUCAGAGCAUCUAUGAGAUCGCGGACAGGGUGAGAGUAGAGGUCGGGGAAGUCUCUAUACUGGUCAACAACGCAGGCGUGGUGGCUGGACGGAGGCUGCUGGACUGUCCUGACGAACUUUUGGAAAGGACUCUGCUGGUCAACUGCCACGCGCUGUUUUGGAUGACAAAGGCCUUCCUGCCUCAGAUGAAAGCAAAGAACCAUGGUCACAUUGUAACCAUCGCCAGUACUCUUGGGCUGUUCAGCACUGCAUGUGUAGAGGACUACUGUGCCAGUAAAUUUGGAGCUGUGGGUUUCCACGAGUCCCUGACGCACGAGUUGCGAGCAGAGGACCAGUAUGGCAUCAAAACCACUUUAGUCUGCCCUUAUAUUGUAGAUACGGGGAUGUUUGCAGGCUGUGAAAUCAGGAAGGAGCUCCGGAGUCUAAUUCCACCUCUGGAGCCCCUCUACACUGUGCAGCAGUCCAUGAAAGCCAUUUUAGGCGAACAGCAAAUGAUCUGCAUUCCUCGCCUCAUGUACAUCCCCCUUCUCACACGAGCAUUGCUGCCUUGGGACGCAAAUGUAGCAACAUACCGCUUCAUGGGAGGUGACAAAUGCAUGCUACCCUUCAUCAAGAAUGUUGAACUGAAUUCCUCCAACGGCCACAGCAAAUCCUCCUAAGACCUCUCUGUCACACUGUCUUACAAGCUUGUUAAAUUAUGGAAGAGUGCGGACACUAAAGGCUUAUACUGUGCAUUCUUAAUACAUGGAUUUGUCAUCUGAAGGGA